UUUAUUUCUUACAGAGACUCUUUGAGAACUCUUUGUGAGACUAAACCUGCUCCUCAUCUUCAUCCUCAUCUUCAUCAUGCGUGAGUGUAUCUCUGUGCACGUGGGUCAGGCGGGCGUCCAGAUCGGUAAUGCGUGCUGGGAACUCUACUGUCUGGAACACGGGAUCCAGCCGGACGGACAGAUGCCCAGCGACAAGACCAUCGGAGGAGGAGACGACUCCUUCAACACCUUCUUCAGUGAAACUGGAGCUGGGAAGCACGUCCCCAGGGCCGUGUUUGUGGACCUGGAGCCCACGGUCAUCGAUGAGGUUCGGACUGGGACGUAUCGUCAGCUGUUCCACCCUGAGCAGCUCAUCACCGGGAAGGAGGACGCCGCCAACAACUACGCCCGAGGACACUACACCAUCGGGAAGGAGAUCAUCGACCUGGUGCUGGACCGGAUCCGCAAACUGGCCGACCAGUGCACCGGUCUUCAGGGGUUCCUGGUUUUCCACAGUUUCGGAGGUGGAACCGGUUCUGGUUUCACCUCUCUGCUGAUGGAGCGCCUCUCCGUCGACUACGGUAAGAAAUCCAAGCUGGAGUUCUCCAUCUACCCGGCGCCCCAGGUGUCGACGGCGGUGGUGGAGCCGUACAACUCCAUCCUGACCACCCACACCACCCUGGAGCACUCCGACUGCGCCUUCAUGGUGGACAACGAGGCCAUCUACGACAUCUGCCGCAGGAACCUGGACAUCGAGCGUCCCACCUACACCAACCUCAACAGGCUGAUCAGUCAGAUCGUUUCCUCCAUCACGGCAUCGCUGCGUUUCGACGGCGCCCUCAACGUGGACCUGACGGAGUUCCAGACCAACUUGGUGCCCUAUCCUCGUAUCCACUUCCCUCUGGCCACCUACGCCCCGGUCAUCUCCGCCGAGAAGGCCUACCACGAGCAGCUGACCGUGUCCGAAAUCACCAACGCCUGCUUUGAACCGUCCAAUCAGAUGGUCAAGUGUGACCCUCGCCAUGGUAAAUACAUGGCCUGCUGCCUCCUGUACCGCGGUGACGUGGUUCCCAAAGACGUCAACGCCGCCAUCGCCGCCAUCAAAACCAAACGCACCAUCCAGUUCGUGGACUGGUGUCCCACUGGUUUCAAGGUGGGCAUCAACUACCAGCCGCCCACCGUGGUCCCAGGGGGAGACCUGGCCAAGGUCCAGAGGGCCGUGUGCAUGUUGAGCAACACCACCGCCAUCGCAGAGGCCUGGGCCCGCCUCGACCACAAGUUUGACCUGAUGUAUACCAAGCGCGCCUUCGUCCACUGGUACGUGGGGGAGGGGAUGGAGGAGGGCGAGUUCUCAGAGGCCCGGGAGGACAUGGCCGCUCUGGAGAAGGACUACGAGGAGGUGGGGGUGGACUCGCUGGACGGGGAGGGAGAUGAGGACGGAGAGGAGUAGAUCAGCCAGUCCAAAGAACCGAAGGAACCGUCCAGGACCACACCUGCAACCACAAAUCCACCAAAACAUACUGUCUGAACAAAUAAAAGCAAAAUGAAGAUGAGAGGUGGACCUGUCUGUCAUUUAAUCAAACACUUUUCUGGUUUGCAGAGUCUUUCACUGUCACCGAAAUGUGUAUUUAAGCAACAAAUUCAACAUUUUAAAUUAUAUUUUGGCUAAAAAAUUAAGAGGUUUUGCAGACGAAACCAAACUUACAUACUGAAUCUGAUCAGGGUCUGUC
Molecule: messenger RNA, 1709 nt
Organism: Sphaeramia orbicularis (orbiculate cardinalfish)
Lineage: Eukaryota; Metazoa; Chordata; Actinopteri; Kurtiformes; Apogonidae
Product: tubulin alpha chain-like
Exons: 4
Coding region: 77-1429 (450 amino acids)
Biological process (GO): microtubule-based process
Cellular component (GO): microtubule
Molecular function (GO): GTP binding; structural constituent of cytoskeleton
Source: RefSeq, a predicted model, not a curated record